This is a messenger RNA of Naegleria gruberi, 894 nucleotides long. RefSeq lists its product as uncharacterized. NCBI's taxonomy places the organism in Eukaryota, Heterolobosea, Eutetramitea, Acrasida, Naegleriidae. The transcript has a single exon. The record is from RefSeq and is a predicted model, not a curated record. Bases 1 to 894 code for a protein of 297 amino acids.
AUGUCAAAACCUGUCCACACAUUGAUUGUUUCGUUGUUUCUUGUCAUCAUACUUUCAUUUUUGACAGCAUCAUCCACUGCAAAAUCUUAUGCAAUUACUUCACUUUCUUCAGAAGUUCACAUUACAAAUGGUGCUUGUACUUUGGACGUGGUCGAAACUUUCGAAUACGAAUUUACUGGUUCCUAUUCAACUAUUGGAAGAGCUUUCGCUUCUAAUAUUGAUAACGUCAACAAUAUUGCAGUUGUUACACUCACAUCUGGUUAUAGUAUUUCAACUUAUUUUGAUAGUACUGGUUAUAUUAUCAUGUAUUUGAGUCCAGCAACUCCAGAAUCAGGAACAACAAUGGUUUCGUUCCAACUGUCGUAUACUGUAAUAGGAAGACAAAAUCUAUUUGCCAGUUCUGCAUCAGCUUCAAAGAAUACUGUUUCGUUCUAUUACAAGGAUAGUGCAAUGAUUAGAAAUUUGACCUCUACUUUUAUAUUCGAUUCGAAUAUUGGAUUCACCAGUGCACCAACUUCAAGUGGUCAACUCAUCACUAAUGGAAAUCAAUAUUCAGUCUUAUUUUCAGUUCAAAAUCUCACCAGUCUAUACGUUCCAACAGUUUACUUUAAUCCAAAUUCAGACAAUUUUAAUUUGUGUCCAUUAACAGUUGGUGGAGUGGUAGGAAUAGUUAUUGGAUCUGUGGCUGGAGCCAUCAUUCUUACACUAAUAUUUGCAUUCAUAUUAAUUAAGGGUAAAUCAGGUGGAGGAGGAGGUGUUGGCAGUGGAACUUCCCACUGGACAGGAAAUAAUCAUCAUCAUCAUAACCAUUCUCAUACUGGUUAUGGAUAUAGUGGUGGAGGAGGUGGAGGUGGUGAUAGUGGUCACACUGGAGGUUCAGGAUUUGCAAAUUAA